AUGGCCACCCCACCACCCCGCGCAAUAAUCGUCGGCGCUGGCAUUACCGGCCUGCUCCUCGCACAGGCCCUCAAGAAACGCUCUAUCCCAUUUGUCAUAUACGAGCGGGAUCCCACCGCCGACCAUCGCGGGAAGGGUUGGGGUAUCACCAUCCACUGGGCACUCGACGCACUCCUCUCGCUGUUACCACAGCACAUCAUCGACCGCCUGCCAGAGGCUUACGUCGACCCGGAAGCCAGCCGAAAUGGCGACAAUGGCAACUUUCUAUUCUUCAAUUUGCGUACGGGUGAAGCUCUAUGGAAGGUGCCGCCCAACAAGCGAAUCCGCAUGGCGCGUGAGAAGUUCCGUCGCUUGCUGAUGGAAGGGAUCGAUAUCCAGUGGUCCCACACCCUCCAAGACUUCCACCACUCCCCCAACGGCGUCACCGCAACCUUCACCACGCCCAGCAACCCCCAGCACAGUAUUACCGCCCCGCUCCUCAUCGGCGCCGACGGCUCCCGCUCCGCCGUGCGCCGCGCCCUCUUCCCGGGCUCCCUCAGCGCCAACACCCCGCUCCCCGUGCGCCUCCUCGGCGUCAGCACCGUAUACCCGGCCGCCCUCUCACUCACGGCCCGCGCCCUCGACCCGUUCUUCUACCAGGCCGGCGACCCGGCCACUGACGCCUUCCACUGGUUCUCCUUCCUGGACUCGCCCUCCAGCAACGACCGCCAAGGCGAGGCCGCCGCGGGCCACGACUGUCAGAUCCUGGUCUCCUGGCCUUUUCGCGCGGGGUUCUUGGGGGAUGACGAGAAGCCGACGGAGGUCCCGGUGGGGAAUGUCGAGCGCGUGAGGCUCAUGAAGCGUGUGGCGCGUGGGUGGGCGCAGCCGUUCGCGGGGAUCGUGCAGGCGAUUCCCGAGGAGGCUGAGUGCAAGAGUAUUGCGCUGGAGGACUGGGUGCCGCCGCUCGCGGGGGAUCGGGGGUGGGAAGCGAGGGAGGGCGCGGGCAGGGUGGUGCUGGUGGGGGAUGCGGCUCAUGCGAUGACCAUGUUUCGUGGCGAGGCGGCGAAUCAUGGCAUUGUGGAUGUGCAGGUGUUGGUGCGAGAGGUGGGUUCGUUGCUGGAGGGCCAGGACGAGUUGGUAUUCGAGCGGGAACGGGAAUUGGAGGAGGCAUGUCGAAGGUACAGGCGGGAAAUGGUCAAGAGGACGAGGCCUGCGGUGUUGAACAGUCGGCAGGCUUGCUUGGAUGCCCAUGUCUAUGAGAGAAUCAACGAUGAGAGCCCGCUGAUCAAGCGCAGGAUUGCUGUGGCCGAGGAGUGA
Cyphellophora europaea CBS 101466 is the source of this 1296-nucleotide messenger RNA. RefSeq lists its product as uncharacterized. Gene Ontology annotation, molecular function: FAD binding. The record is from RefSeq and is a predicted model, not a curated record. The coding region runs from base 1 to 1296 and encodes 431 amino acids. The transcript has 2 exons. Lineage: Eukaryota; Fungi; Ascomycota; Eurotiomycetes; Chaetothyriales; Cyphellophoraceae.